GACGCCAGUGAUCAAAAGAACAAACACACUAACUUUAUAUAAAUCACCCAGAUAUUCAUGUAGAUGUGAAUGACAUUAUCUUUAAAUAUGAUUGUCAAUUUCAGAAAGUUAUUUCCUUCAUUUAGAAAGAUAUCUGAGUGUUCAAGAACAUUUAGUAAUGUGAAAAAUGAUUUAAAGACAGAAUAUGAUGCUGUUAUAGUUGGUGCAGGACAUAAUGGACUUGUUACAGCUGCAUACCUACAGAAAUCUGGUAAGAAUGUGUGUGUGUUAGAAAGAAGACAUGUGAUUGGUGGAGCUGCUGUCACAGAAGAAAUUGUUCCAGGUUUUAAGUUUUCAAGAGCAUCUUAUGUGUUGAGUUUAUUGAGACCACAAAUAAUAUCAGAUUUAGAGCUGAAGAAAUAUGGACUAAAAGUUUACCUGCGAGAUCCUAAUUCCUAUACACCUCUUAUAAAACCUGGUGGAUUAAAUGGACAAGCUAAAUCCCUUCUACUUGGAAGAGACACAGAAGAGAAUGUCAGACAGAUAGCCCAGUUCUCUAAAAAAGAUGCAGAAAUGUUUGUGCAAUAUGAACAUAUGUUAGAGAGAAUUGUAGCUGCCAUUGAGCCUUUAUUAGACUCAAAUCCAGUAUAUUUACCUCAUGUCCUGUCGUCUGCUACUUUCAAAGAAAAAUUGUCACAGUUGCCAUCAUUGAAGUCACUGAUCCAAUCAGUACCUUCUGAAGAAAACGAUGUUGCAGCAUUUACAGAAUUGAUGACAGCACCAACAACAAAGAUUUUAGAUAAAUGGUUUGAAUCUGAGCCACUAAAGGCAACAUUAGCUACAGACUCUGUGAUUGGUGCAAUGAUUAGUCCAAAAACACCUGGAAGUGGGUAUGUAUUGUUACAUCAUGUAAUGGGAGAAUUGGAAGGAAUAAAAGGAGCUUGGGGCUAUGUAGAAGGAGGAAUGGGAUCAGUAUCACAAGCCAUUGCAAACUGUGCUACAGAUCAUGGAGCAUCAGUCUUCACCAAUAAACCUGUGUCCAGCAUUAUUGUAGAGAACAAUGAAGCAAGAGGAGUGAUGUUGGAGGAUGGAACAGAAAUAAAAGCAAAAGCUGUUCUGUCAAAUGCAACACCCAAAGUCACCUUUUUAGAUUUAUUACCACAGGGCAGCUUACCACAGGAUAUAGAAUUAGAUGUUAGGAGUAUCUCUUAUGAAUCACCAGUCACAAAAAUUAAUGUUGCAGUAAAAGAACUUCCAAACUUCCUGGCAGACCCUAACAGACAGAAAGGGGAGGUAAUGCCACAUCACCGAGCUACAAUACAUCUUAACUGUGAACAUUCAGACUUAAUCCACGAUGCCUAUUUAGAUGCACAGCGAGGAACAUUUUCAAAGAGUCCAAUGAUAGAAAUGGUAAUACCAAGUAGUUUAGAUCCAACUUUAGCACCACCAGGUAGCCAUGUUUGUUUGCUGUUUACACAAUACACACCAUAUGAUUUACGUGAUGGUCAGUGGGAUGAUGCUACCAGGAAUCUGUAUGCUGAUACAGUUUUUGACAUCAUUGAGUCUUAUGCUCCUGGAUUCAAAGACAGCGUAGUAGGAAGAGAUAUACUAACACCACCUGAUAUAGAGAAAAUAUUUGGUUUAACAGGAGGGAACAUAUUUCAUGGAUCCAUGUCACUGGAUCAGUUGUACACCUCUCGUCCAAUCACAAAACUGAGUAAUUAUAAAUGUCCAAUCAAAGGCUUGUAUCUCUGUGGAUCUGGUGCCCACCCAGGUGGUGGUGUAAUGGGUGUACCAGGUAGACAAGCAGCACUAGUGGCUUUAAAAGAUCUUAAAUAAUUCGCACAAAAAAUAGAAAUUUGAUUAUGUUAGUAAACGUGAUAUUAAUGUCUUUCCUAGAACAUUUUAAAAUUCUAAACGAAGUCAUGAAAAUUAUGCAGUACUCAGGUUGUUACACCAUAAAACCUGCAUUCGCUAACCAAAUUUUUUAAUAUUUUUGUUUAAAAAAUGUCAUGUGAUAACACUGAAGAUGGUAUGAUGAAAUUUAAGAUGAAUUUCAUGUAAAAUCACAUCAGUGAAGCUGUUUCACAGAACCAAUGAGUUUACUACCUAACAGUUCAAAAUAAAAAUCAUUUUGAGCUGACUGAUUGCAUAAAAGUUGGUUAACACAUUUAUUGUUUAUAGUGUAAUAAAUAAGCUAUUUGGUUGUGAAAUUUUUUUUUUCUUAACAUUCCUGUGACUUUGAGACGAUUAUUAUUAUGUACUUUAAAUAUAUUUUAUACAAUAUUUUUGUGUAUCAUUUACAAAUAAGAAAAUUGUGUAUAUUUACAAUUGCAAUUUACAGCUGUGAAAUCCAUAUUGUUCUCUUAUAAUGUACCACAUGUAUAAAAUCUCAACAUGAUGAGACUCAUUUACAGCAAUAUAAUGUGUUUAAAGGCUGAGUCAGAAUUGUCUAGUAUUAAAUUGUCUGUUUUGA
Molecule: messenger RNA, 2455 nt
Organism: Mytilus californianus (California mussel)
Lineage: Eukaryota; Metazoa; Mollusca; Bivalvia; Mytilida; Mytilidae
Product: pyridine nucleotide-disulfide oxidoreductase domain-containing protein 2-like
Exons: 16
Coding region: 70-1818 (582 amino acids)
Molecular function (GO): oxidoreductase activity
Source: RefSeq, a predicted model, not a curated record